GGUCCUUCCGAGAGUGUAAGAUGUGACAAUGAACGAUUACCUCCUUCACAGAGGGCUACUGUCGUUCAGCGUCCUCACCGAAGUAUAAAGGCGUUGGCUGGGACUACUGGUACUAGUACUCUCUUCCUCGCAUUUGUAAAGUUCACACUUCGUUUCUGGAUAGGCGAAUCGACUGGGAGAUUUUGGUACUUUGAUUUUUUCCACUCGCUAGUCUUUGAAAUAAUAAGACAGUAUAAUUAUCUCCCUCUUUUUUGAGCGCACUAAAGCACAACUAACUAAGUUACUUCAAUACGCAGAGCGCUGGUCGUUAUUCUCGACCGGUCCACAUAGAAAACUGCACUGAGUUUUUCGAGAUUCGUGCACGCGUGUGCAGGUACGUGAUUUCCGCUGCUGCUGCUGCUGUUGGAUCAGUGUCCUUGGUCAAGAAUGGAGAGUUCUGGAACGUUCCUGCUGGUGCUGGUUAUGUUCGCUGUUAACGCCCAAGCUCAAGAUAUGCAGGUUACUCCCGAUCCACUCGUCAUUGUUGGUGGAGGUUCCCAUGAGCUAACAUGCGAGGACAGCAGCGGGAAUCCUAGUGUCCAGGAUGUGACCUGGCAGUUCACGUUCCCAGUAGGCGCACCUUCUGCAUUGAGUUACCAGCCUAGGGGCCAGUAUAACGAGACGAUGGUCUUGAACAUCAACGAGAACCUUUAUACUCGCUUUCAGACACUUGAGGCGUCCUUCUUUCUGGACUGCUACGUGGGUAGUCCACCGGCGACGUUUCCCACUGUAUAUUCUUCCAGCAUCGACCUGUAUAAUGACGUGUGUCAGGAUCCGGCGUACUGCGCUACCACCACUCAAUAUCCGCAGGGGUCGACGAACUGCACGAGCAACAGUUCUGGUGGCUUGGUAACAUUCGACUGUACGUGUUCGCCUGGCGAUGCGGGCGCUCCUUGCAGGGAGUUGCGCGACUGUAGGGAGAGGGCAGCAACACCUGCGGAUGCGGACAGGGACUGCAGUCCUACAUUCAUCACUGUUCUUAGGAUGACGAUACCGCAGAACAACAUCAUCAACGGCUCCACCAUCAAUGUCACUUGUUCCAGCGACAUCCCAUUCACAGCACGGGUCAAUUGGACCGUCAUCCCAGCGCAUGCCAUGGAGGCCUUGUCGUUCUCCGGACCAAUGGGCACCACGCUCACUAUCUCUCCCAUCACGGCCGACGUCGCCAGAGAUACGAUUUUGCGCCCCGUGUCUGUGAUUUGCAGGGCUGGCGUUACGGGCAGAUUAGGACCAGGACUUGGCAGUGCUACGCUACCUGUUUGGUACGACGUUUGUGCUGAUGCUGAUGUGUGCACGCGAAACUUCGGCAUCCCACCGGGCACCUCCGACUGUGUAUUCCCGACCACUGGCCGUCCGCGUUGUGUUUGUCGUCCUGGCGACGCCAGUCGAGUCUGCAGGAUAGUGGACGGCUGCGUUACUACGGGUGCUAAUGCUACUGGCGCAGUAGAAGUGGACAUCCUUCGGUGUGUGAAUAGCAUGGGAUGCAUGCACAACAACGCCACCGGUGUGGUCGAGUGUAGCGGAUCGGGCAGUAACGCUGUCGUGCCAAGCCUCAUCGCGUUGCUAAUAGUGAUGGUCGGCAUGGUGAUCGGCGGACUCCACAUCUAGCGUGCAUCUAUUCUAGGGUCUCAUUGUGUAAACAUGGUACAAUGCUGCAUUUUCGUAACUGACCAAUCCACAUCACCCUCACAUAAUUAUAACAGCAUCACUUUAGAUUGUCAGCAAAUUGUCAAGCAUUCUCUUUGUGUGUUUUUCUGACAAUCUUAAACCAAGUCAUUUUUGUAUCCGAACAGUGUAACGGUAAUAAAGUUUGCACCUCAUCUUGUGUCAUCAAAUAUUGUUAUAAUAACUGUCAGCAUUU
Molecule: messenger RNA, 1900 nt
Organism: Sycon ciliatum
Lineage: Eukaryota; Metazoa; Porifera; Calcarea; Leucosolenida; Sycettidae
Exons: 6
Coding region: 427-1647 (406 amino acids)
Source: RefSeq, a predicted model, not a curated record